Suhomyces tanzawaensis NRRL Y-17324 is the source of this 2583-nucleotide messenger RNA. RefSeq lists its product as uncharacterized. The transcript has a single exon. Gene Ontology annotation, biological process: protein folding in endoplasmic reticulum. The record is from RefSeq and is a predicted model, not a curated record. The annotation marks the transcript as partial. Lineage: Eukaryota; Fungi; Ascomycota; Pichiomycetes; Serinales; Debaryomycetaceae. Gene Ontology annotation, cellular component: EMC complex.
UUGGCGCUUGUCUCGGUAGCGUGGGCGUUAUCGCUCGAAUCCACCUUUCUGAAGGAGAGAUUGAACUAUUUGUAUCCCCAUUUGGACCAGGUUGACGUCAUUGACCAUAAUUCGUUGGUUGGGUUUGCCAAUGAUCAAUUGUUGAAUAUCAGAUUGUCCGACACCACGGCUGUUCAAUGGGCCGUGCUGUUGCAUGACUUGCAGGGGACAGGGUUCGAGAACUACCACUUGACGAACGACAAGUCCUUGGUAUAUCUUUACUCGCAUCUGUCUAACGUGUUGUACGUGUUCCACACUCAGACUGGAGUGUUGAGGCGUUCCGUCAAACUCGAGGCCUCUCCUGUGCAGCUCGAGAACUUCUUCAACAGAGGAGUGUUGGUAGUGGACCAUUCGGGUGCUUUGCAGUACAUCGACAACUCCAAUGGAGACGUGGUGUCUGUGGACAUUUCCUCCAAGUUGUCCAGUUUCCACUUCCAGCAAAUCGACGGUUACGGCUACGUGGCGGCCCACAAAUUGUUCAAAUUAUCACCUCAGUUGGAUGUCCACUCCGAGAUUCCAUUGCCGUUCUCCGACAUCAAGGAAUUCAAGGAUGACCUUUUAUUGAGUACUUCUAAUGAAUUGUACCGCUUGCAAAACGAUAAGCUCGUCAAAAUCGAUGGCUCAGCCACUGACGUGUCAAUCAUCAACGCAAAUUAUUUUAUCAAGACCCCAGUUUCUGCUUACAUUGAGUUCUACAACAUCGACGAUGACGGAAAUGUAAAGUUGUCUUACAAGCUCGAUACUCCCUCGUUCUUGAACGCUGAGCUCAAGCAAUACUCCCUUGGUGAUUUCUUGGUAGUCAAUAAAAUGGACUACACCAAGGAGGUUUAUGAUUUGACUGACUUUUUGUUGAUCAACGAUCCCCAAAGCAUCAAGCACGUUAGAACCGCUUCCAGAACCAAGUUUGAAUCCGAUUAUAUCACCUCUGACGACAGCGGAAACUUGCUUCUCGUCUCUUUGACUGCUGCAACUGGUUCGAAGUUUGACUUGAGCAACGGAGCCCUUUUACAAUCGUUUGCCCCACCAUCUCAAUUUGUAUCUGGACUGUCUAAGUAUUACAUGUUCGACAAACCAGCAUCUAAAGUCUUCCAAAACAAGGCACAUCAUAUUUUGGAAGACAAGAGAUCAUUCGUGUUUGUGGAGAUUAUUAAAAGAUAUGUGAGACAUUUGUCGGAGUUUGGAAGAUAUGUCACGUCUUCGAGCAAGGAGCUGAAUUUCGUUGAGAGCAAUGAUGGGCUUGACAAAUUGAUCGUGUUUUUUGAUGACAGUAAGUCUGAAUUGGUUGCCAUUGACUCCCAAUCCGGAAUCCCUGCUUGGAUCUCUCCAAUUCCUGGGCAGUUCACUGACUUGGUGGAAAUCGAUGGAAACUUGUUAGUCCUUCAAGAGCACCAAUUAUUUACAGUAGCACUUGCUGAUGGUAAUAUUCUCUCGAUCGAAGAGUUAAAGCAUGACUUUACUGGAUUGUCCAAGACGAACUCUACUUUGAUUCUUAAAUCAAAUCUCCAAUUUGAGGUGCAUCAUUCGUAUCCAGCAACCGAAGAUAUUUACUUGAUUAGAUCUAACCACUUCAAAGUGAAUGGUGAGAAGAUCUCGGGAGGAUCCCAAUCGAUCAAGACUUGGGAGUUCAAGAGAACACAUGAACUUAUUUUGGAGGCUAUCACUAGACCCCAGGAUACGAAGACAUCAUCAAUUGGUAUUUCGUUGGCAGACAAGUCGGUAUUGUACAAGUACUUGUAUCCUAACCUCGUAUCCAUAAUUACCAGAAACCAAGAACUGGACAAUUUGAAGCUAUACAUUUUAGAUGGAAUUACUGGCAAUUUGCUAUUCACACACGAACACGAUAGUAAUGAAGUUGUGGACGACUCUUCUAUCAAUAUCAUCAUGGAUGACAAUUGGGUUAUCUACUCUUACUUUAUUAAGUCACCCCAAGUGGAACAAAGAAUCCAGGUGAUUGAUUUAUUCGAUACGGACAAGUCAAUUAAACAAAACGACGAUAUCAAAUCUUCAUUCGGAUUUAACACAACCGUUGGUUCUAUUUCUAGAAAAUCAUUCAUUUACCCUGAACGUAUCGUCAAGUUAGGUUCCACUCAAUCGUCUCAUGGAAUUACCUUGAAAUCAAUUUUGGCAGUUACCGAGCUGGGUGCUUUGGUCGAAAUCCCAAAGAAUAUCUUGAAUAGUAGAAGAAUUGACGAUAGACCAUUGACUGCUGAAGACUAUCAGAAUGACUACGGAAUGAUCCCCUAUGCACCAGUCAUCCAACGUGAUGAUAAAGCAGUUUUAAAUCAUAAGCACAAGCUUGUUGCUGACAAAGAGGGAGCUAUUUUGGUAAGACCCACUGACUUUGAGUCUACUUCAGUAGUCUGUUACUACAACAAGUACAAUCAAUUCUGCUCAUAUGUCCAACCAUCAUUAUCAUUUGACUUUUUGAGUAAGGGCUUCGCAAAAGUAAAACUUAUUGGAACCAUCGCAGUAUUAUUGGCUAUACAUUUGAUAUCAAAACCAAUAGUGACCAGAAGGAAGUUAAGUGAUCACUGGGUCGAUAAG